AUGAAAGAAUAUUUACGCAUUUUUUUACUAUUCUUUUUUUUAAUAACUUAUUCUUCGGCAACUCUUGUCGAUGGAAUUGUCACUAUUUCUUGGUCACAAAAUGAACAAAUUCCAUUAAUUGAUCGUUUUUUAACAAAUAAUACGCAAAUUCAAUUAAAAAUUCUUUGUCGUGAACCAUCAUUAAAUGCAAGUGUAACACAAGAACAAAUAAAACGAAAACUAUAUAAAUUAGAUAAAACAGUUAAAGAUACAAGUAUUACUAUUCGUGGUCGAAUUAGUCGUAUUACUGGAUGUUUACCAAUACAAUCGGAUGCAUUUAUACCUACAACACAAAAAGAUAAAAAUUCACAAAAAAACGUUUUAGAAAUAGAUUAUGAACGUCUGUUGAAACAAAUGGAACAAAGAACAUUUAUAGCAAAACAGUCAGAUUGUGAUUAUUCUGGAACACAUUUAUUUAUUGAAAAAUAUUCAGACAUUAUAAAACUAGACACAACACCAAAGAAAGCUAUUAAAUUAAGAUCACAACAAACAUAUAAUAAAAAUAAAAGAAACUCUCGUGCUAUUGAUGAUAAAUCAUCACCUUUAGUUAAGAGUUUACGUGCAAGUAUAGGAACACUAUUAACAUGGGCUGAUGGAUAUUAUCUUAUUGAAAUUUCUCCACCGGAAAAAACAGGUCAGGAUUCUUCUGGACUUGAUAUUGAUGUUAUUGUAUCAAUGAAAAAUCAUCGUGGUGGUUAUAUCACAGCUGAUGAAUAUCCAGCUUUAGUUUUUUAUGGUGUUAUGUGUGCUAUUUAUGCACUAUUUGCUAUAUUAUGGUGUAUUUGGUGUGCUUUAUAUUGGAAAGAAUUACUUAAAAUACAAUUUUGGAUUGGAGGAGUUAUUCUUAUUGGUAUGAUAGAAAAAUCAGCAUUUUUAGCUGAAUAUGAUACAUUAAAUAAAAAUGGAUAUAAAGUUCAUUAUGCGAUAGUUGCAGCAGAAGUUCUAUCAUGUUUAAAACGUACAGUAUCACGUAUGCUUGUUAUUAUUGUUGCACUUGGUUAUGGAAUAGUUAAACCACGUUUGGGACCAUUAAAACAACAACUUCUUGCUGUAGGAAUACUUUAUUUUGGAAUAGCAACAACAGAAGGAGUUCUUCGAAUUAAUACUAAACACGAUGAAACAGAUAAUAAAAUAUUAAUAUCACGUAUACCAUUGGCUGUUAUUGAUGCUCUUAUUUAUUAUUGGAUAUUUACUAGUUUAGUUGCAACAACACGAACAUUACGUUUAAGAAAAAAUAUACUUAAAUUAAAUGUUUAUCGACAUUUUACAAAUACGAUUUUAUUUGCUAUUGUUACAAGUAUUUUUUUUAUGAUUUGGUCAUUAAAAUCACAUUUUUUUACAAAAUGCAUAACUAAUUGGAGAGAAUUUUGGGUUGAUGAUGCAUUUUGGCAUAUAUUAUUUUCCAUAAUUCUACUUGUCAUUAUGUUUUUAUUUCGUCCAUCAAAUAAUAAUCAACGUUAUGCUUUUGUUCCAUUACUUGAUCAUUCAGAUAAUGAUGAUGAUGAUCAGUUUGGUGAUGGAGAUGAAGAAAAAGGCGAAUCUGCUGUCUUUGAUUCAAUAACGAUGCGUAAAGGAUCAAAUAUUGAAAGUGGUGGAUCAUUCAAAAGUAAAAAACAACAACAAUCAUUCUUAAAUCGUGAAGCAAAUGUAUCCGGUAGUGGAUUUGGAGGUUCAAGUGGUAAUGGUACAGUUGAAGAUGCUUUAUCAUGGGUUGAAGAUAAUAUUCCAACAUCAAUUGCUGAUCAAGCAUUACAAGCAUUAGACAGUGAAGAUGAAAUCAUCAAUACAAAAUUAGAACGAUCAAAAAUGCAGUAA
Rotaria sp. Silwood1 is the source of this 1854-nucleotide messenger RNA. The record is from the annotation of a GenBank genome assembly. Lineage: Eukaryota; Metazoa; Rotifera; Eurotatoria; Philodinida; Philodinidae.